Fomitiporia mediterranea MF3/22 is the source of this 1450-nucleotide messenger RNA. RefSeq lists its product as uncharacterized. The transcript has 13 exons. Gene Ontology annotation, molecular function: polygalacturonase activity. Gene Ontology annotation, biological process: carbohydrate metabolic process. Bases 210 to 1400 code for a protein of 396 amino acids. NCBI's taxonomy places the organism in Eukaryota, Fungi, Basidiomycota, Agaricomycetes, Hymenochaetales, Hymenochaetaceae. The record is from RefSeq and is a predicted model, not a curated record.
CGGACCGUCUCUGCAGACGUCACGACAUAUAAGUUCUGCGAGAGGUCUCGGACCGCUAUAUCGGCCUUCUAAACAUAUACUGUGUACUGGUCAGCCGCCUAGGCUUCUUGGAUGCUCCUCUAGAAGACAGAUAUAUAAGAACAAGAGUCUCCUACUCAACCUACAGACCCAACUCAUACGGUUCGAUACUCUUUCAAAAGAAUACCAAUAUGCUAGUCUUCGGCUUGUUAUGUUGUCUGUAUAUGACAGGAGCUUUGGCGGCGUCACUGGCAGCUCAAGCACCUUGUACACUUUCGGCAAGCGGUGGUGAUGAUGCUCCGACCUUCGUCUCUGCUGUUCUCGAUCCAGCAUGUCCAGAAAUCGUGAUCCCCGCAGAUACCACUCUCAAUAUCAGUACCAAAAUGGAUAUGACAGGGGCACAAAAUAAACAUGUUAUUUUGGAAGGAACGGUCAAAUUUAACCCGGAUAUUGAUUAUUGGGUUGCAAACGCAUUUCCUAUCACUUUCCAAACCCAGAUAACAUAUUGGUUCCUCGGUGGCUCAAACAUCGUGAUGGAUGGCGGCGGAACGCUUGAUGGCUCUGGUCAAGUAUGGUACGAUGCGUUCAAAAAGGACGAUUCACUACUCCGUCCCAUUAUUCUUACGAUUUUCAAUGGAACGAACGUCCUUGUUGAGAACAUUAAAAUGAUUAAUUCUCCAGAAUGGUUCAACCUCGCACAUUCAUCCGUAAAUGUCACUUAUUCCGGGAUAAAUCUUACCGCAGUCUCGACAUCGAGUGCAAAGAUCGCAAAUACGGAUGGUUGGGACAUCUACCGCACGGAUCAGGUAGUCAUCAAGGACAGUGUAAUUAAUAAUGGGGAUGAUUGUGUGAGCUUUAAACCGAAUGCCACAAAUAUCCUUGUGUCAAAUUUGACUUGCUCGGGCUCUCACGGUAUCUCCGUCGGCUCUCUUGGACAAUUCGAAGGCGUGUUUGAUAUUGUCGAAAACGUGACUGCAACAAAUGUCCGAAUGUCCAACGCGGAGAACGGCGCUCGUAUCAAAUGUUGGGCGGGCUCGGGCGUCGGAAGUGGUAUCGUAAAGAAUAUCACAUUCGAAAACUUCGUCGAGAGCGCCGUGGACAAUCCGAUCGUUAUUGAUCAGUGUUAUAUGACCUCUGCGGAUGACUGUGCCGAGUUCCCGAGUAACACAUUGAUUCAAAACGUUGUAUUCACCCAUAUUUCGGGCACCGGAACGAGCAAGACUGUCGCGUCACUUGACUGCUCUCCAGAUGGCAGAUGUAGCAACAUCACUGUCUCAAAUAUUGAUCUCUCUGCACCCAGUGGGACGGCUGAGUUUGAGUGCGAGAACGUUGUUUUGACCGGUAGUUCUGCUUCUCUGUUCGGGACCUGUGAUACGACAUGAGGCUGUUUCAGAUGGAAGCGCUCGUCUGUACUGUAUUGCUGUGAAUGCCA